AUGAGCUGCAGCCGCAGAGGACUCAGCCUGCCCAGCCAGAUGAUUUUGAAUUUUCUGAUGAGUGGCUCAGCUGUAGGAGAGCCGUCCUCGCUGACGGUGGACAGGCUGAUAGCGCUCGUCCCCGUCAUGCCCUCGCUGGGUGUGACGUUCCUGCAGAACCUCACGGCAUCACAGCUGCACGACGUCCUCCCCGAAAUCACCUCCACUAACUUCACCCCAGAACAGGCUUCUUUGAUAGUAGACAAGCUGGCUUCGAGCGACAGACUGAACCCAGAUGAGUUGUCGCAGCUCGGCUCUCUCACCGUAGGCGUUAAGACGGAGACUUUGCUGACGCUCAUGCCCGACCGGCUGCUGCCCUCGCUGACCGCUUUAGCUCGGCACACGCCAGACCUCUGCUCGCCUCUCAAACACCGCCUCCGACCCCCACAAGCCAACGCCAUCACCACAAAGCUAUGGGGCUUCCCGGCAGUGGUGCACUGGCUGAAUGACGUGGAGCCUUUGCUGUCCUGCACGCCGCUGCUCAGUGUCCGAUCCAGGACCCGUCUGCUGGUCAACAACACACUCAACACGUCGGCAAAGUCCUGGAACACGCAGCAGGCUAAAGCAAUUUUCAAUGAAAUGCUUGAGAACAGCCCAAAUCGAGUCAGACAAGAUUUCCUGCGCCUGGGUUCACUGGGUCAGGGUGUGAGCUGCACGUUCCUGCAGGAGCAUCUUCGGGCUCAUCCAGCGCCGUCCUCUGUAAGAAGUGUGCUGAAGUUCCUCAGACAACAGCCGACUCUUCUCCACACCUCACUGAAAACAUGUCUGAUCAAGGAGUUGUAUAAGUUUGAGUUCUUGUCUGAUCUGGUGGAGGAUCUUGGAGCUGAGAUUGCUCUGUCCAUGCCGGUGAGCAAGAUUAAAAAGUUUCCAAACAUGGACUCUCUGAGGAGGAUGAUCAUUGAGGAUCCUCGACAUUUUCUCUUACUGUCCAGAACAAAGCAGGAGCUGCUGGUGGAUAAAAUGGUUCAGAGGAUGGCCGUGUACCCGGGGGUCUUCACCGAGGAGGAGUUUCGCUCGCUGGGUGUCAUGGCCUCGUUUGUUGGGGAUGAGAUUUUUAUUCGGGUGGACCGCCACUUCUUCAUUGAGAAUCUGGAUCUUCUCAGGGGACUCUGCUACAGCUACACCAAGAUGGAACUGGUUGCUCGCAUCCUGCAAGAAACUGCUGUUUUUGGUCCAGUGAGGACCUGGAGCCAGACGACGCUCAGCCAAGUGGACCGCUUCCUCUUCUUUCUGCCUCACGACAAGCUGCAGGAGAUUUCACAACCGUUGAUGACCGUGGGCCGGAUAGAGAAGCUGUUCAUGAGCCAGCGUCAGUGGGAGCGCGGAGACGUGGGGAUGCACUGCCUAGACGAGAAGGAGAGGGAAUAUCUGUUCAGUAAGCAGCAGUUUCUGCUGCAGUUUUACCUGGGCUUCCUCAAAAUACUGCCUGACUCAGGACCUUUCAUGAUCCCCACCUGUGAGAUUCUGCAGACGACGGCCCCCUCGGCCUGGACGCCCCGCAGCCUCUACCAAAUGCCAGCGCCGGCCUUCUCCAACUGUCUGGAGCUGAUUGGUCAGGACCCCUUCAUGGCGAGCUACCAGCGCGUCGAGGUGCUGAAGAAAGUCAAACAGAUCUACGGGCCGGCCUCGUCCUUCUCCCAGGCUGUGAUCUCUCAGCUGGGCGGGAUAGCCACAGAGCUGUCGAGGGACGAGCUGGGCACCCUGAGACUGACCGACAGGAGAAGCAUUGCUGCGAUGGGUGCUGUCAGCAGCUGGAGCAAAGAUCAGCUGUCUCCACUGUUUGCCAGCGUGUUAAAAUCCACCCAGCAGAGUCCGAGCCAGCUGGACUCCAGCACUCUGGUGUCUCUGGGACACAUCGUGUGCGGCGCCAGCAUCGCCGAGAUGAACACUUUUAACCCUAUUGAAUUCAGCAAGGCGGCGCUCUGGCUGGGCCGCCUGAGGCUGUCCUGCUCGGAGGAGCAGCUGACGGCUCUGGUGGAACUGCUGGCUCACCCUUUUGCUUUCGGCGCCAUGAGUUCAUGGGACACUGACGUGUUCAUUGAGAUUGGCGUCCUGGCAGCCGGCCUUCCAGACAUGGCCAUGUCAGCUCUGGUGAAAGAGCAGAUCGAAGGAAUUACGCCUCUGGCCAUCUCCACAAUUUCAAAAGCAAAAUUUUCUGUGGCUUUUGACCAGGCACAGAUCAGCAUGUUCUCCUACGAGCAGGCUGCUGCGGUGACGAAAGAGCAGAUGGACGCUCUGACAGAGGUGGAGAGAACCGCUCUUGCGAUGGUGCUGACACCCUGGGAGAACAGGAACGUGAACUUCAGAGGGCGGUCACAGGGCCUGGCGUUGAGCCACAGUCCUGUGUGUCUCGUACUGGGACUGCUGAUGCUGCUGAGCGCCCUGCUCUGCCCCGGGACAUGACCCCGCUCACCCCGGCUGGAUCAGGAGACCUCCACAUCCACAUCAAACAGAGUGACCUUAUUCAACCGUGCAGUAGCACAAGAGCACUUCAGGGUUUCUACACAGUGUAUUUAAUGAGAAUGUAAUUUAUUCUGUGCAACAGUCACUUUUACAUCAACAUGCAACAUUAAGAAAAUGAUUCAGGAAUAAGGAAAAACGGUUUAUUUACACUGGGAAGUGUGUUCAAUAUCCACAUUUGUCAUCAGAAUCUGCUUAUUUGUUAAUUUUUGUAAAGAUUGUUUGCUGCCUCGAUGUAUCCUGAAUGAGAUGUUAAGACAUACUCAAAAAAGUAAGAUUUAAAUAUAGUUUAACUUUUAAUACACUUCAUAAUUGCGGAGUCUGUACACCUACAAAGAAAAUUAUUUAUUUUUUGUGAAUUUGUCAUAAUAUUUGUUAUUUUUGUAUAUU
Salarias fasciatus (jewelled blenny) is the source of this 2889-nucleotide messenger RNA. RefSeq names its product stereocilin 1 (gene strc1). The record is from RefSeq and is a predicted model, not a curated record. Gene Ontology annotation, biological process: cell-matrix adhesion. Gene Ontology annotation, cellular component: cell surface. The transcript is spliced from 19 exons. NCBI's taxonomy places the organism in Eukaryota, Metazoa, Chordata, Actinopteri, Blenniiformes, Blenniidae. The coding region runs from base 1 to 2442 and encodes 813 amino acids.